GUCCGCCUGGAGGGGCAUUCCCGUCAUUGUACGGGAGAAACCCAACCCACACUCCAAAAAAACCCAGAAAAAGCCGGUGAAAUUAACCUUGUCGCGUUGUCGGUGCAAUGCCCAGUCCAACAAACAAUAAAGAAAAACAAAUAUCUGCGUUUCCGAUCCGAGGGAGCGCCAAUCGAUGCUUAAUUAGAGUCUCUGUUUCUAAUUAACCACAUUUUCUACCAAAACCUCGAUUAUUGUUUUUCACAAUGUGCUAGAUAGAUCUCUUCUCUACUUAUCGCUAGUGUUCUGGUUGGUUUGGUUAAUUGUUUGUCGCUCAAAAAUCAAUGGGAGCUAAAUCGAGGUCCAAGGGGUGUUGGGCAUGGCUGCUGGUGCUGGUGGUCCUGGCUCUCGUUGUUACUGCCAUUGUCGUCGCAAUCGUAAAGAAAAAAUCUAACAGCUCCGACGACGACGACGGUCCCGUCCCCGGCCCUCCAGGCGCCAUUACCCAGAAAUACUCUGACGCUCUCAAACUCGCUGUGCAAUUCUUCGACAUUCAGAAAUCGGGUAAGUUGGUAGAUAAUAACAUAUCAUGGAGAGGGGAUUCGGGUCUGAAAGAUGGAAGCGAUGAGAAAUUGGAUUUGUCCAAAGGAAUGUAUGAUGCUGGGGAUCACAUGAAGUUUGGUUUUCCAAUGGCAUUUACUGCCACGGUGUUGUCGUGGUCGAUUCUUGAGUAUGGGGAUCAAAUGGAUGCGGUGAAUCAGUUACAAACUGCCCAAGGCUCCCUCAAGUGGAUCACUGACUUCCUUGUUAAUGCUCAUCCUAAAGACAAUGUGCUCUAUAUUCAGGUGGGUGACCCUAAAAAGGACCAUGAUUGUUGGAAUAGGCCAGAAGACAUGACUGGGAAGCGACCACUCACACAGAUCAACUCAUCUUCUCCAGGAACAGAGGUUGCAGCUGAAACUGCAGCUGCCAUGGCUUCAGCAUCUCUGGUCUUUAAGAAAAGCGAUGCCACAUAUUCAGCCACACUUCUUAAGCAUGCCAAACAAUUAUUUACUUUUGCCGACAAAAACAGAGGCUCUUACAGUCAAAGCAUCCCUGAGGUCCAGGAAUUUUACAACUCAACAGGAUAUGGAGAUGAGCUUCUGUGGGCAGCUGCCUGGCUUUACCAUGCAACAGGGGAUCAGUCAUACCUUGAUUAUGUCACAGGGGACAAAGGAGAAGCGUUUGCUCAAUUUGGUCAACCGACAUGGUUCAGUUGGGAUAACAAGCUUGCAGGAACCCAGGUUUUGCUAUCCAGGUUGAGCUUCUUUGGUGGGAAAGACACCUCAGGCAAUUCUGGCCUUCAGAAGUACAGGAAAACAGCUGAGGCUGUUAUGUGUGGCCUCCUGCCAAACUCUCCAACAGCCACAACCAGCAGAACAGAGAAUGGUCUGAUAUGGGUGAGUGAAUGGAAUGCUCUGCAGCAUCCGGUUUCUUCUGCUUUCCUGGCUGCUCUUUAUAGUGACUACAUGCUUACAUCUCGGACCUCAAAACUAGAGUGCGAUGGAGAUUCCUAUAAGGCAUCAGAUAUUCGGAAAUUUGCUAGAUCUCAGGCUAAUUAUGUGUUGGGGGAGAAUCCCUUGAAAAUGAGCUAUCUUGUUGGAUAUGGGGAUAAAUAUCCAAAAUACGUUCACCAUAGAGGAGCUUCAAUCCCAGCCGAUGAGAAGCCCAACUGCCGUGAAGGCUUCAAGUAUCUUAAUACAAAAGAUCCCAACCCUAAUGUAGCCGUUGGAGCACUUGUUGGUGGGCCAUUCCUAAAUGAAACUUACGUGGAUGCCCGAAACAACUCGAGGCAAGGGGAGCCAAGCACAUACAAUAGCGCUCUCAUCGUUGGCCUUCUGUCAGGAUUGGUCACCACCUCCUCAGCAGUUCAAUCAUUCACCUAGAGACUAGAUUUGUACGAUACCAUCUACACCCGUGUGUUUGUAUUAUAUAUUGUUCUCUCUGUAUGCAUGACCUGUUUGAAUCGUUUGUGUAGAAAAUUUAGUGCUGUAGCCUUUAUUUGUUUGUUGUACAAACAAUGAUGAAUUAUGUGGGUUAUCCGCUCAUGAUCUCAGCCUUUUGGUUGCUUGCGUAAACGUCAAGCUUCACUUUCACUUGUAACUCAGGCUGGACUUUGUUGAAUUCCUUCGUGCCA
This is a messenger RNA of Prunus avium (sweet cherry), 2155 nucleotides long. It is a transcript of the gene GH9B7, whose product is annotated as glycosyl hydrolase 9B7. NCBI's taxonomy places the organism in Eukaryota, Viridiplantae, Streptophyta, Magnoliopsida, Rosales, Rosaceae. The record is from RefSeq and is a predicted model, not a curated record. Gene Ontology annotation, biological process: carbohydrate metabolic process. Gene Ontology annotation, molecular function: hydrolase activity, hydrolyzing O-glycosyl compounds.